AAUAUUUGUGAUUCUCAUAACAGGAGGACUGUGCCAUAUGGGCUGUCUAACUACAGAGGCAGUUUUAGAGGCAAAAGGUCUACAGGCCAGAUUCAAAGUACUUUGCAAUCUUCAUUUCGGUGUUCUUGUUUGGAUGUGCAUGACAAACAGUGUUUGCAGUUUUGCAGAAGAAUGCAAGACAGAAGAAGCUUUAACGUUUAUUUGCUGAAGCUCAGAAGCAAGAACUUAAACUACAACUCUCCCUUGAGAUGGACAAACUUGAUGCUUCAGUCUGAUGCCAGUGGAGAAUUCAGCAGUAUGCAACACUUUCAUUUCAACAAUGCCACUUUGAGGGCAUGUGAACCUGUAUGAAGAAGCUUUCUCCCAUGCUCCCCUCGCGAGAGUCUUAGUAAAGGAUAAUCUUUAUCAUGUAACCUGGCAGGGAAUGUAUCAGUAUUGAAGAAAAAUUCAAAGGCAGAUCCAAACUUCAGCAACACAAAGUUUCAGGAAACGUUUUGCCUAUGUGAUUUUAAAAAGUACAAUAGAAACAUACUGUUCCACUUACUGCUUGCUGUAUGUCUGAAAAAUCCAUCCAGAGCUUUAUGCAGGCAACUGUAAUUGGAGAAUGAUGAGUUAGAGAGAGAUUGCCUAUACAUGAGUUCUCAUUAAGAAUAAACAGAUACAAAAUAUUUCUCUUGUUAAUGUAUGCAAGCCUGAAUCCUCAUAUUGUAACUUCGUGGCAGAUGUUUAAAUGACAGUAUCUAUGCAGAAUAAAUAUGAAUGGCUAAUAUAAAUAUUAUUAUAGACUAUAGCAAGUUAAGAGUAUACAUUGAGUAUUCAAUAGAUUACCUAAUUUAGGCACAAAUUAUUCCUGCACUUCAAAAUUCCAUUCAGAAAACAUUUACAGGGAUUAUUUAAGGAUGCACUGUAGCUGAUGAACAGAACUCCAAUUAUCCGUCCCAGAGAAUUUCCAGAAGAUGAAAGGGUAGGACUGUGGAACUUCAGAUGAAACUUCAUACAGUCAGAGUAAUGUACUGUACUAGACCAUUUGCUGUCCUAAGCCCCUACAUACGUUAUCGUCCACAGUACAUGCAUUUGUCUUUGCUAGUACUAUAAACCACAGCUUCAUCUCUUUAUUGAAAUAUCAUCACUGAAUAACUUGGAAACUUGGCAAUCAGGAUCAUGUCCAACCCUGGACAUUUUUCAAUGUAAAUGAUUUCUUCAGAAAUUAUGGACUGUUUUUUUUUUGCUAGGAGGAUGCAAGAGUAAGCUAGGAAAAAAAGAGUAACUUUUGCAAAUCCUAUUCUGUAUUAUUUAAAAAGAAAAAGAGGAAAUCCCUUACUUGUGACAUUAUAGAUAUUUUUUUGGUUUGACUGACUUUCCCCAGGGCACACAGGUUAAACUCUAACCCAAUGACACUGAAUUAUGUUUUAUCAGAAGAAAGAUGGAGACCAAAAGAAAGAUGAAAAGAAAUUAAUAGUAAAAAUGGUUAUAUAGGCUUAAAACGGUGGUAAUAGACUUUGUUUGAAACAAGAAAGGGAGGUCUUUGCCAAAAUAUAUAUGAUAUAUUUUAUAUAUUUGUGAAUAUAUUUCAUAAAUAAAUUAUUAUAGUUAUAAAAUUAAAUAUAUGUUUCAGUUAUUGCAUUUGUGUCGGUUUCCUACUUGCUGUACAAAUGAUUUUGUACAUUAAUAGAAAAUAGAGUAUUUAUUGUAUAAAAUCACUUCACAUACUAUUUUCUCAUAAUUUUAAAAAAGACACUGUAUAGUUUUGGGGGUUUUAAAAAUAAUCAAGCUUUGUUAUGAAGAAUGCGUAAUGUUCAUUUAUAACCACCAACUGGAAUUUUUCCUCCCCCGAAUGCAUAUGCCUAGGUCAUACAAAAACUCGCCUUCUUCAGGAGACUGAUAGGUCUCCUAACAGUUUGAGAAUUGA
Molecule: messenger RNA, 1909 nt
Organism: Athene cunicularia (burrowing owl)
Lineage: Eukaryota; Metazoa; Chordata; Aves; Strigiformes; Strigidae
Gene: EDN3
Product: endothelin 3
Exons: 2
Biological process (GO): regulation of systemic arterial blood pressure by endothelin; intracellular calcium ion homeostasis; vein smooth muscle contraction
Cellular component (GO): extracellular region
Molecular function (GO): hormone activity; endothelin B receptor binding
Source: RefSeq, a predicted model, not a curated record